AUGGUACCUUUCACGACGGACAACGUAUUUUCUCCUCCACCAUCCUUCAACUUCGCCACAGACGUGGUGGAUGGAUGGGCUCGCAAAGACCCCAGUCUGCUUGCACUACAAUGGAUUGACGACGACGUGUCCAAGCCUUUGAGCUUCACUUACGAACACUUCAGCCGACAGAGCUGCAAAGCCGCCAGAUUACUUUUGGCUCUUGGUGCUAAGCCGGGAGAUCGCGUCAUGAUUAUUCUCAAUCGCGUUCCAGCCUGGUGGGAAAUUGCCACUGCUGUCCUCCGUGCUGGAUUGGUUCUCUGCCCGUGCACUACACUGGCCACCACAAAAGAUAUCGAGUACCGCUUGCAAACCUCUGGGGCUUCCAUUCUGAUAGGCAAUGAAGAAUCGCUGCGCAAGGUUGCGAACCUGCGAUCAUCUUGCCCCGAUCUUCGGGUUGUGCUUCAAGCAUCUGGUGAUAGUAUACCUGGUGUCCCACAGUAUUCCACGGAGGUGGAGCGUCACAGUUCAGAGCAUCUCGUCGGAGUUCGUACAAGAGCAGAUGAUCCGGCUUUGAUUUAUUUUACGUCCGGAACGACAGGGCUCCCGAAAAUGGUCGUUCAUACGCAUGUUUCUUACCCACUAGCACAUUUACUUACUGGUAUUCACUGGUUGAAUUUGUCUGCCGGCAAGCUUGCUUGGACGCUAGCAGAGCAAGGCUGGGCCAAAGCGGCUUGGUCAUGGUUUUCGACGUGGAACACUGGCGCUACUCUAUUCGUCCAGGACAGCAAUAAACCCUUUUCUCCAACAUCGACACUGGAUGUUCUACACAAAUUCCCCAUUACAACAUUCUGCGCUCCACCUACUGCAUAUCGACAAUUAGUCACCGCUCAGUCACAGGCUCACUUUGCGACACAUAGGCCUCGUGCUCUCCAGACAUGCGUCGGGGCUGGCGAGCCCCUGAAUCCUGGAGUGAUAGAGGCUUGGAAGGAAAUGGCAGGAAUCGAGAUUAGGGACGGUUACGGGCAGACCGAGACCAUUCUGGUAGCGGGCAAUUGUGCCGGCGUCCAGACCAGAGUUGGAAGUAUGGGAAAAGCUAUCCCUGGUAUUCCGUUGCACGUUAUCGACGAAGACGGGGGCAUCGCCGAUGCCGGUGUAGAGGGCGAUCUUGCAGUCCUUGCUGUCGAUGAGAAUGGCGCACAAAGCGCCUUCAUUUACAAGGGCUACGUUUCGUCAAAAGGAGAGCUUUCCAGGAAAUCCCGGCCGCGGAGGGACGCCAAUGGGGCCGUCUCUGGCGAAUGGCAUCUCUCUGGCGACAGAGCAUAUCAAGACGGGGACGGCUACUUUUGGUUUGUCGGGAGAUCUGACGAUGUGAUCAACUCCAGUGGCUAUCGAAUAGGUAAGGGUGUAUCUCCUUCCCACGCCCUCCAGGAUUCGACUCAGUACGUGGCUUAUUCACAACUUCCUUGGCUGACCUUUGUGGACGCGACAGGCCCAUUCGAAGUUGAGUCAACCCUGAAGCUCCAUCCUGCAGUCGUGGAGUCGGCGGUUGUCGGAGUUCCAGACGCGGCCAGGGGAGAAAUCGUCAAGGCUUACGUUGUGCUCGAUCCUUCUUUCGCCAGUCGCGACCACGCUUCGCUCGCGCGAGAGUUGCAGGAGCAUUGCAAACGAGAAGCCGCUCCUUACAAGUACCCGCGAAGCAUCCAGUUUGUGGCGCCUCAUUGGCUUCCGAAGACGACCAGUGGGAAAAUCAGACGAGGCGAGAUCCGCAAGUGGGAGAAGGCUGCGGCCGCUUCGUCAAGCAAGAUCUGA
Molecule: messenger RNA, 1791 nt
Organism: Exophiala spinifera
Lineage: Eukaryota; Fungi; Ascomycota; Eurotiomycetes; Chaetothyriales; Herpotrichiellaceae
Exons: 7
Coding region: 1-1791 (596 amino acids)
Biological process (GO): fatty acid biosynthetic process; acyl-CoA metabolic process
Molecular function (GO): fatty-acyl-CoA synthase activity; fatty acid ligase activity
Source: RefSeq, a predicted model, not a curated record